AUGGCGGCAGUGAUGCGGCGACACGAAUAUGUUAUGCCCGAACAUCCAAGCCUGCAAGACGUGGUCGUGGCCAUCAAGAUGGAACGUGAGGCCAGGGAGGCUGCGAUGGCCGACCAACAGAAGCAUUUGGACUGGCGCUUCGUGCACUUCGCGGAGGCGCCGAGUUUGCCAGGGGGCUCCUGA
Symbiodinium sp. CCMP2592 is the source of this 183-nucleotide messenger RNA. The record is from the annotation of a GenBank genome assembly. Lineage: Eukaryota; Dinophyceae; Suessiales; Symbiodiniaceae.